This is a messenger RNA of Paramecium tetraurelia, 1206 nucleotides long. RefSeq lists its product as uncharacterized. The transcript is spliced from 3 exons. The record is from RefSeq and is a predicted model, not a curated record. NCBI's taxonomy places the organism in Eukaryota, Ciliophora, Oligohymenophorea, Peniculida, Parameciidae.
AUGUCUUAAGUAGAUAACUCCAAUUCUAAUUACAUCAACUUAGAUUAGAAUCAAAUAACGAAAAUCAAUUAUCCUGAUUUAAGCAACUAUGUUCCACCUCAAUCAUAUAAUACUACAAUACAAGUGAGUUAAAAUUCAUUAGAUGAAUUAAAAAUGAAGAGAAUGAAACUCUUAUUUAAUUGCUAUAAAUACUAAGCAAUGUCAUUUUUCAUUGUUUUGGUUAUUCAAAUUAUUGGAUUAACGAAAUGGUUCAUGUCGAUAUAAACAAAAUUCUCCAAAAUCAAAUUAGCUGGAUAUUAUUAUAGCUAUGAAGAAUAUCUAAAAUAUCAUUCAGAUGCUUAAACAUAUAAGGAGUAUGAGGACUGGAGAUAGAAAGAAUAUUAUGAAAUUUCAUAAGUGAGAUGGACAUUUUAUGUGAUUAUUGCCUUACUGAUUUUAAACACCUUAGCAAUUCUGAUUGGUAGAAUUCAUCGCAACAUCGUUAAAUAUCAGCAAUCACUCUUCUACUCCUAAGCAGUGCUCAUUGGACUAUGCCUUGUUGGUUAUGCAGGUAAAUACUGGGAUAGCUAUUGGAUCCAUAAGAAUAUCUGUGAAGUAACCAUAACCAUCAAUUCAAUAUUGUUACUUAAUAGUUUAGUGAACCUCUCACUUAUUAAAAUUGAUAAGCUACACUACUAUAACAAGCUUGCAAACAAUGUAAUAUAUCUACAGGUUCCAUUUAACUUUAUAUUGAUUUUGCUCUUCAAGAAAUUCGAUAGUGUGAUACUAAUUUUUGAAUCAAUAGCUGCCUAUGGAUUGUUUUACUUUAAUGAACUCAAUCGUUCCUUAUUGUUGAAUCCAGAAGAGCUACCCCCUCAGAAGGAUAUUACAACCAUGUUCAAUGAAGCAGUUCAAACCGAUAAUUAGUCAUAAGAAAUUAUGAAAAACAACCCGGAUUUUAUAUCUAUUCCUAGAAGGAAAUUAGUAUUGGUAGCUGCAAUUUUAAGUUUAAUUGCAUUAAUAAUCAUUUAAAUCAUGAGUAGGGAGUCAUACUUAUGUCUUCCAUUGAUACUUUUAGCUGGUCUAAUUUUGAAUUUAUUAUUUGAGACAAGGGUUGCUUCAAGAUCCUUGCAACAUGAUGAUAAUUUCAUUGCAGCUAGCAUGGUUUACUUAGAUUUGCUAUGUCCAAUCUAAAACUUGGUUAGAUGCUUCGGAAUAGUCCUAUGA